Messenger RNA from Micromonas pusilla CCMP1545, 5636 nucleotides. RefSeq lists its product as uncharacterized. Gene Ontology annotation, cellular component: clathrin coat of trans-Golgi network vesicle; plasma membrane; clathrin complex. NCBI's taxonomy places the organism in Eukaryota, Viridiplantae, Chlorophyta, Mamiellophyceae, Mamiellales, Mamiellaceae. The record is from RefSeq and is a predicted model, not a curated record. Gene Ontology annotation, molecular function: clathrin light chain binding; structural molecule activity. Gene Ontology annotation, biological process: receptor-mediated endocytosis; intracellular protein transport. Bases 4 to 5112 code for a protein of 1702 amino acids. The transcript has 3 exons.
GCCAUGGCUACCCCGCCGAUUACCGUGAAGGAAAUUGUUUCGCUGACUUCCUGCGGAAUCAACCCACAAUGCAUCUCCUUCACCAACCUCACAAUGGAGAGCGAAAAUUUCAUCUGCGUGCGCGAGACAGGCGUCGCCAACUCAGUUAUCAUCGUGGACAUGGCGUCGCCCGCGCAACCUAUGAAGCGACCAAUCACGGCGGAUAGCGCGUUGAUGAACCCGGUCUCUAAGGUGAUCGCGCUGAAGGCAGCCGUCGCAGGCACGACGCAGGAUCACCUACAGAUCUUCAAUAUCGAGAUGAAGUCCAAGAUGAAAUCGCAUCAGAUGCCAGAAAGUGUGGAGUUUUGGCGCUGGAUCUCGCCCGACAUGAUCGGAAUCGUCACGAACUCUUCGGUGUACCACUGGAGUAUGGAGGGAGACGCAGCACCUCGGAAGAUGUUUGACCGCACAGAAAACCUCGCGGGCAACCAAAUCAUAUCAUAUCGUGCAUCCGAAGACAUGCAGUGGUUUACCCUGGUUGGGAUCGCCCCCGGUAAUCCUGCCCGACCAGCGCUUGUUAAGGGAAAUAUGCAACUCUACUCAGUGGCGCAGUCCCGGUCACAGGCUCUUGAAGCGCAUGCAGCAGCGUUCGCAACGCACUUAGUUGCAGGAAACACGGCCAAAUCGCACGUCGUCGCAUUUGCUCAAAGGAUGGUACAGCCAGACGGUUCUAUCUCUAGCAAACUUCACGUGAUCGAGCUUGGCGCACAGGCUGGACAGAGCCCCUUUCAAAAACGCCAAGCAGAGCUCUUUUUCCCACCGGACUUCGUGGACGACUUCCCAGUGUCAAUGCACAUCUCAGAAAAGUAUGGGGUCAUAUAUGUCGUCACUAAAAAUGGUCUGCUAUUCGUGUACGACCUUGAGACGGCAACUGCAGUUUACCGCAACAAAGUGUCGAACGACCCCAUAUUCAUUGCGUGCGGCUCACCUUCGAGUGGAGGCAUUUACGUGGUGAAUCGCCGCGGGCAGGUGCUACUCAUCAACCUGAACGAACCUGCGGUGGUUCCGUUCAUCUCCGGUCAGCUCAGUAAUGUAGAGUUAGCGAUGAGUUUGGCCCAACGAGGCAAUUUGCCCGGUGCUGAGGCACUGGUAACACCCAAGUUUGAGCUGUUGUUCUCCCAGGGCGAUUUCAAAGCAGCAGCAGAGCUUGCAGCGGACUCGCCCAAAGGAGCGCUGCGAACCAGGGAAACCAUCGCAAAAUUUCAGGCAGUUCCUGCACAACCUGGUCAAAACUCUCCUCUGCUGCAAUAUUUUGGCAUUUGCCUUCAGCGGGGGAAACUCAACGCGUUUGAAACUUUGGAGUUAUCCCGGCUCGUUUUGUCACAAAAUAAAAAGGUGCUCCUCGACACGUGGAUGGCAGAAGAUAAACUCGAAUGCUCUGAAGAACUCGGGGAUAUGCUCCAAAAUGUAGAUCCUGAUAUGGCGCUGCGCGUGUGGAUCAAGGCAAGAGCGAAUAACAAGGUUGUCGCCACUCUUGCAGGGAAAGGCGAGUUCGAAAAGAUGGGGAAAUAUUGCGAGAUGGCGAAUUUUAAACCGGACUACUCUUACCUGUUGCAGAGUACGCUGAUGAGCAAUCCGCAGGGAGCGGUGAAUAUCGCGAUCCAAAUUGGCAACCAGUCCCCACCUCCACUUGAUUUUAAUGCAGUUGCCGACCUGUUUUUGCAGCGCAACAUGAUCAGAGAAGCCACAAGUUUCUUGCUCGAAGUUUUGAAAAAAGACCUACCUGAACAAGCUGCAUUGCAAACCAAGGUUCUCGAGAUUAAUCUUGUCACCUUUCCCAACGUAGCGGACGCUAUACUUGGUCAAGGAAAGUUGACACACUAUGACCGCCCGCGCAUUGCUCAGCUGUGUGAAAAAGCAGGUCUGUACAUGCGCGCAUUGCAACAUUAUGUCGAGGUGUCUGAUCUGAAGCGUUGUUGCGUGAACACGCACUCUAUCGAUCCUGCGGCAUUGAUCGAGUGGUUUGGCACUCUGUCAAGGGAAUGGGCCCUCGAGUGUGUAAAAGAACUACUUAUAUCAAACCAACGUCAGAACCUCCAAAUUGUUGUCAACGUAUGCAAGGAAUACACCGAACAACUGACUGCAGAUUCCAUAAUAACGUUACUGGAAGAGCACAAAAGCGCGGAAGGCCUGUUUUACUAUCUUGGCUCUUUGGUUGCAACGAGUGAAGACCCGGAUGUGCACUUCAGGUACAUCGAGUCGGCUGCUAAGACAGGUCAAAUCAAGGAGGUAGAGCGCGUCACGCGCGAGUCCAGUUUUUACGAUCCUGAGAAGGCAAAGGUCUUUCUGAUGGAAAUGGAUCUGCCUGAUGCGAGACCGCUUAUUAACGUAUGUGAUCGAUUUGACUUCGUACCCGAGCUCACCACACACCUGUACCAGAAGAAGCUCCUACGAUACAUCGAAGGAUAUGUACAGAAGGUAAACCCAAGCAAUGCCCCACUGGUUGUUGGCGCAUUACUGGACCAGGAGUGCGAUGAGGACUUCAUCAAGAAUCUCAUAUUAUCUGUCCGUUCACUUCUUCCUGUUGGACCGCUUGUGGAGGAAGUUGGCAAACGUAACCGCCUAAAGAUGCUGACACCGUUCUUAGAGCACCUCGUGUCAGAGGGCUCAACUGAUCCCAGUGUACAUAAUGCCCUUGGAAUGAUCCUCAUCGAUAGCAACAGCAACCCAGAGCAUUUCCUGACCACCAACGAGCAUUACGACAGCAAGGUAAUAGGUAAGUACUGCGAGAAACGAGAUCCUAAUUUAGCUUGUGUAGCUUACAAACGUGGGAACUGUGACUUCGAACUCGUGGACUGCACCAAUAAAAAUUCGCUGUUCAAGCUUCAAUCCCGCUAUGUCGUCGAGCGCAUGGAUCACGAUCUUUGGGCGCAUGUCCUCAACGAUGAGAAUGCGCACAGGCGCCAGCUGAUAGACCAGGUGGUAUCCACUGCUUUACCUGAAAGCAAAAACCCUGAGCAAGUCAGCGUCACAGUAAAGGCAUUCAUGACAGCUGAGAUGCCACAGGAACUCAUCGAGCUGCUUGAGAAGAUCGUCUUACAGAACAGCGCGUUCAGUAACAACCCCAACCUGCAGAACCUUCUCAUUUUAACUGCCAUAAAGGCCGAUAAGACAAGGGUUAUGGACUAUGUCAACCGUCUCGAUGCAUUCAAUGGCCCAGAGGUUGGCGAGAUCGCGGUGGGUAACGAGCUUUACGAGGAAGCGUUCGCGAUUUUCAAGAAAUUUGAUCUUCAUGUUGAUGCCAUGAAGGUUUUACUCGAUUCUAUCGAGUCCAUUGAUCGUGGCAGCGAGUAUGCCGCGAAGGUUGAUCUUCCAGAUGUUUGGAGCCAGCUCGCCAAGGCGCAGCUCGCCCUCGACGUUGGCGCUGCUGUUGCAUCGUAUAUCAAGGCGCAGGAUGGGGCUGACUACAACGCUGUCAUCGACGUUGCGAAGAAAUGCAACGACUACGAAGCAUUAGUCAAAUACCUUGUCAUGGUGCGCAAAAAAGUCAAAGAAGCGCGCGUGGAUACCGAACUGUGCUACGCAUACGCUCGCAUUAAUUCGCUAGGCGAGCUUGAAGAGUUCAUCAUGACACCCAACGCCGCAAGCCGAGAGACGGUUGGCGAGCGAUGCUUUUCUGAGGGACUGUAUGAAGCAGCAAAGGUUAUGUUUACUGCAGAUUCUAAUUGGGCACGUCUUUCAUCAACGCUCGUCAAGUUGCUGAGGUAUCAAGAGGCUGUGGAUGCCGCACGUAAAGCGAACCAGACCAAGACGUGGAAAGAGGUGUGUUUUGCGUGCGUUGACUGUGAACAGUGGCGACUCGCUCAGCUAUGCGGGUUGCAAAUUAUCGUCCAAGCAGAUGAGCUCGAAGAAGUAUCCUUGUAUUACCAGAGCCGCGGUAGAUUUCCAGAGCUUCUUUCUCUCAUGGAAGCUGGCGUGGGGCUGGAACGUGCACACAUGGGCAUUUUUACUGAGCUUGGCAUUUUGUAUGCUCGGCAUCGCCCGGAAAAGCUGAUGGAGCAUCUCAAGUUGUUCAGCACGAGAAUAAACAUUCCUCGUCUGAUUCGCUCGUGCGAAGAGAUGGCGGCGUGGAAGGAGCUCUCCUUCUUGUAUAUCGCAUAUGAUGAGUACGAUAAUGCUGCAGGGGUCAUGAUGGAACACCCUGAUGCCUGGGAACAUGUAUCGUUCAAGGAUGUUUGCGUCAAGGUGGCAAAUGUGGAGGUGUAUUACAAGGCACUCAAUUUUUACUUACAGGACCACCCUACGAAACUAAACGAUUUACUCACCGUAUUGACCCCUCGAAUCGAUCACACUCGGGUGGUGGAUCUGAUGCGAAAGGCUGGACACUUGCCCUUACUGAAGCCUUACCUGAGCGCGGUGCAAAAUUGCAAUUUGAACGCAGUAAAUGAUGCAGUGAAUGAGCUGUGCAUCGAAGAAGAGGACUUUCAAGGCUUGCGCAAUUCCAUUGACCUUUAUGACAACUUCGAUCAGAUGUCCCUCGCGUUUCGUUGCGAAAAGCACGACCUGCUCGAGUUCCGUCGCAUCGCCUCUUAUAUUUACCAGAAGAACUUGAGGUGGAAGCAAUCUGUUGAGUUGUCAAAAAAAGAUCGUCUUUUCAAGGAUGCCAUGGAGGCUGCGGCCCAGUCGGGUGAUCGUACAAUCGCUGAGGAGCUUCUCAACUUUUUUGUUGCUGAUCGAAAUCGAGAAUGCUUUGCUGCUUGCUUGUACACGUGCUAUGACCUCUUACGAGCAGAUAUCGUGUGUGAACUGGCAUGGACAAAUGGUCUGAUUGAUUUCGCAAUGCCUUUCAUGAUUCAGGUGUUGCGCGAUUACACUGGUAAGGUUGACUCUCUGGUUGAGGACAAGAAAGAUCGCAACGAUGAGAGAGUGGCGGCAGAGAAGGAGGCAGUAGAGCAGCAGAUGAAUCAGAACCUCUACGCACAGCUUCUCCCAGCGGCGUUACCGGCGCCAGGAAUGGAUUCCACAGGUGGCACGUUUGUCCCAGGCACGAUACCACCCCGUGGCAUGGCUGGGUAUGGCUCCGACAGCAUCUCUCCAGGUGGGUACAUGCCACAGCAGCAGGGAUAUUUCUGAGGUUUUGGGCCAGACUACCAAAGCGUACAGUAAGUUGUAGUGCAACUUACGUGUUUUGUUCAACCAUUAGAUCGCAAUUCCGCAGAGUCUAUGCAGCGCAGAGAUAAAACUUGAUUCAGGAACGUCAAGCGAAGAAAUGUACAACAAGCAAGUCUCACAAAUUGUUAUCCCAAGCAUUUCCAAGCCAACCCUUGAGGACACGAAGAAGAGUGUGACUCCUGUUCAAAAUAUUAUUUGUGUAUUCCUCACCGGUACAGAGGCUACAUUUACGUGUAUGUACACAUACCUUCGAAGGCAUAGACUAGGAUAUGUAUAAUGUCUAAGGACUUCUGGAAGUAUAAAGUUGCAACUUAGUCUACAGUAUCCUACCUUCGUACUUCGGGAAGUACGUACCUUCUAAUAAGGUACGUAACAACUUACUUCGAUAUUCCGUAAGUGUAGCCCUACAGUAUAUGUACAUGUAGUCUAUGUAGCCCUGCAUUAUUAUAGUCUAACAACUUAUUUAUACACGUACAAGUCUAUUC